Molecule: messenger RNA, 405 nt
Organism: Ambispora gerdemannii
Lineage: Eukaryota; Fungi; Glomeromycota; Glomeromycetes; Archaeosporales; Ambisporaceae
Source: the annotation of a GenBank genome assembly
AUGACAAGUCAACUUGUCGACGAGGAUGAGUUCAGUAGUCCGAUUCCUGAAACUAAUCCUAUUGAGAAUCAAAGAUUGAAUAGUCAGAAAACACGAUCGACGAAUGACAACGAGGUUAUAAAAUCUGUUGCACAGGAAGCCAAAUCGUUGCUCAAGGAAUUCCGCUCAACAAGAGCCACCCUAAAAAUCGUUGGCCUAAAAAAGCAGCAACAAACUAUCGAGCUUGGUGGAUCGGGAACACAACCUCCAUUCAUCAGCCGCAUACAAGUCCCGCUACCAGAAAGCGCUGACACACACCAUCAUUCUGAGAACAAGUCUUCGCUGACAAAAACGCCGUUACGACAUAGUAUUAAACUGAAAAAUGCGGCGGACUUUGAAAAGAUCCAUACGAUUUUUGUGAAUUGA